AAAUAACAACAGCUCUGAACACGUAUGUUUGGUCGAAAAAGUAGCGGCGUUGCGUCUAACAAUAAGUUAAGUUUCGAGGGUCUGGAUGACCGCCAUGUUACGAUAUACAAAUGAAAUCCAAGUAGUUUGGAAGGGAGGCCGCGUGUGCGCAGUGAAAAGGCUGUUCGAGAAGCGGCGUUCGGAAUUAGAGUGCAUGCCGCGAGGUUCGUUCUGAAAAGCUCGUAUAUCAAACUUCUGUUCCAGGUAACCAAACCGUGUGUAAUCGUAAUUUCGAGAUAAUGACUAUAAGAUGCUGGUCAAAUAUCUUCCAUUGAUCUUCCUCCCCUGCGUUCUGGGAUUCCCUAGGAAAGUCCACAUAGGAGGGUUAUUCGACGAUGACGCCGGAAUUCGACGUACCUUCGAAACUUCCAUAAAGGCGGUGAACAAAGAUCGACACGUGAACGAGGAAUUUUUAAACGUGUUCCUCAUAGCAGAAUCGAACGAGGUUGGGACAGAUCCGUUCGAGGUGUCGCAGAAAGUAUGCGAAUUGAUGGGCACGGGGGUGGCCGCCAUUUUCGGUCCGUUAAAUAGGUUCACCUCGGAACAUGUGCAGAGUAUAUGCGACACCAAGGAAAUACCGCAUAUUUAUGGUAGAUGGGAACCUUCUCAACCUCGUGGCAAAGGGAUAAAUUUAUUCCCACAUGCUGACACACUCGCCAUGAUAUUCGAUCAAAUCAUAAUCGAUUUCGAGUGGAAGAUUUUCGCGAUACUGUACGAGGGAACGGAUAGUUUGAUCCGUAGUCAUCGAUUGUUGGAGAUUAAGGAUCCAAAGAGACACGGGGCAUUUCUGUACCAUUUGGGGCCCGGACCAAACUACAGGAAAGUGAUGAAGGAGAUAAAAGACGCCGAGUUCGAGAAUAUAAUUAUCGAUUGUUCGAUCGACAUAUUGGAAGAAGUGUUGAAACAGGCGCAGCAAGUCGGCAUUAUGUCCGAGAAGAACAAAAUUAUAGUCACUUCCCUGGAUCUCCAAACGAUCGAUCUAGAACCGUACCAAUAUUCCGGGGUGAAUUUCACGGGGGUGCGUUUAAUCGAUCCCGACUCUCUCAACGUGUCGAGUAUCGUGAAGAUGCACGAAGCGGAAUGGGGUUUGGACAAUCCCCGUCAAUUAAGGGUCGAACACGCGCUUAUGUACGACGCCGUGCAACUUUUCGCCAGGGCUUUUAAACAGUUGAAGGACAGCAUCGAGGGUGACGUGAAGAGAUUGCCCUGUAACGACACCAUUAACUGGGAGCACGGUUACAGUCUGAGUAAUUUUAUGAGAGUGACUGAGAUGGAAGGUUUGACGGGUUUGAUCAAAUUCGACACGGCUGGCUUUCGCACCAAUUUCCAAUUGGACGUCAUAAGGGUGACGGAGAACGGUGUGAAGAAGAUCGGGAUAUGGAAGAGCACGAAUGCUUCUAAAUGGAGCGUGGAAUGGCUAUUGGAAUCUCAACCUCCGAAAUACGACACCGAGUUGAGCUUGCAGAAUAAAACUUUUAUCAUUCUAAUUGCGAUCAAUCAUCCCUAUGGAAUGUUGAAGAAGUCGGCCGACAUGAUGACUGGGAAUGAUCGCUACGAGGGAUUCGGCAUCGACGUUAUUCAAGAGCUGAGCAAAAUGUUGGGUUUCAAUUACACGUUCGAGGUGCAGGCGGACAAUGUGUACGGGUCAUAUUCUAAGAAGACGAAGAAAUGGACGGGGAUGCUCGGGAAAAUAAUAGCCGGUGAGGCUGAUCUGGCGAUUACGGAUCUAACCAUAACGUCCGAGAGAGAAGGGGCUGUGGACUUCACCAUGCCUUUCAUGAAUUUAGGAAUAAGCAUUUUAUACAGAAAACCGACGAAAACACCGCCAAGUUUGUUCUCCUUCCUUUCCCCAUUUUCGGCCGGAGUUUGGUGGUACUUGAUCGGAGCUUAUAUAUUUGUAUCCGUGGUGCUAUUCAUUAUCGGCAGGAUAUGCCCGGCUGAGUGGAACAAUCCGUAUCCUUGCAUCGAAGAGCCCGAGGUGCUCGAGAAUCAAUUCACAUUUAAGAAUUCUCUUUGGUUCACCAUCGGUAGUAUUAUGCAGCAAGGUUCCGAGAUUGCGCCCAUAGGAUUGUCGACAAGAAUGAUGGCCGCUUCCUGGUGGUUCUUCUGCCUCAUCAUGGUCUCAUCCUACACUGCCAACUUGGCCGCUUUCUUGACAGUGGAAACGGUGGUGUCACCAUUUUCGAACGUGGAAGAAUUAGCCAAAAAGAAGACUAUUAAAUACGGCGCCAAAAUAGGAGGAUCUACGUUCAUGUUCUUCAAAAAUUAUGCCCAUUCCAAGGAUUCCAACUACUCGACGUACAAGGAGAUGUACGAAUACAUGAUCGAGAACGCGGCGGACGUACUUCCUCCGGACAAUGACGCCGGAUUGACGAAGGUGCUCAGAGAGGAUUACGCGUUUUUGAUGGAGUCGAGCUCGAUAGAGUACAUCGUUGAACGAUACUGCAACGUGACGCAGAUCGGUGGACUUCUCGAUGCCAAGGGUUAUGGAAUUGCUAUGAAGAAACACUCGCCGUAUCGCCACUCGUUGAACACUGCCGUAUUGAAGCUGCAGCAAAGCGGUCUGAUCACGGAACUGAAGAAGAAAUGGUGGACGCAGAAACGCGGGGGUGGAACGUGUCGAGAGGACGGUAGUCAGAGCCAAGCGGAGGAACUGGAUCUCGAUAAUGUGGGUGGUGUGUUCCUAGUAUUGACCGUAGGCGUUGCCGCCUCCUUCUUUUACACUAUAUGCGAAUUACUGUGGGACGUUGGAUGCACAUCUCUACGUGAAAACGUUUCCUUCAAGGAGGAAUUGAUGGCCGAGGUGAAGUUCAUUAUAAAAUGUGACAAUUCGCCUAAACCUGUAAGAAGGAGGAAAGGAUCGUCGAAUCGAAGCGGGGAGGACAGUACAAGGGGUUGCACGCCACCGUAUGGAUUUAUACCAGUAAUUAGAACGUCUGAUUCCGAUGACAAAUAAAUUAAAAACGGUAUACUUAUCAGAGGAGAAAUCAAUUUAU
Messenger RNA from Apis florea (little honeybee), 3035 nucleotides. Its product is annotated as glutamate receptor ionotropic, kainate 2. Gene Ontology annotation, cellular component: membrane. Gene Ontology annotation, biological process: monoatomic ion transport. Lineage: Eukaryota; Metazoa; Arthropoda; Insecta; Hymenoptera; Apidae. Gene Ontology annotation, molecular function: ligand-gated monoatomic ion channel activity; signaling receptor activity. The record is from RefSeq and is a predicted model, not a curated record.